GGCUGGCUCUUCCUAUUUGCCGUGCUGGUAGCAGCCGCGCUCCUCUUCACCAUGGUCUUCUACAUCAUCAUGUUCUCUGAUCUCGAAUGCGACUACAUCAACCCCAUCGACCUAUGCAACAAGCUCAACCAGUUCACUCUCCCCGAAUACAUUGCCCACGCCGUCCUCACCACGCUGUUCCUCUUGACUGGGCAAUGGGUGGCAUUCCUGCUCAAUACACAGCUAGUGGCGUACAAUGUCAACAAAGUGAUGAACAAGAACCACUUACUGGACGCGACAGAAAUCUUCCGCACGCUAAGUGGGCACAAGAAGGAGUGCUUCUUCAAGCUGGGCUUCUACCUAUUGAGCUUCUUCUAUUACCUGUAUAGGUGA
This is a messenger RNA of Microstroma glucosiphilum, 372 nucleotides long. Its product is annotated as cornichon. The annotation marks the transcript as partial. Gene Ontology annotation, biological process: endoplasmic reticulum to Golgi vesicle-mediated transport. The record is from RefSeq and is a predicted model, not a curated record. Gene Ontology annotation, cellular component: endoplasmic reticulum membrane; COPII-coated ER to Golgi transport vesicle. Lineage: Eukaryota; Fungi; Basidiomycota; Exobasidiomycetes; Microstromatales; Microstromataceae. The transcript is spliced from 4 exons.